Molecule: messenger RNA, 4941 nt
Organism: Arachis duranensis
Lineage: Eukaryota; Viridiplantae; Streptophyta; Magnoliopsida; Fabales; Fabaceae
Exons: 11
Molecular function (GO): helicase activity; ATP binding
Source: RefSeq, a predicted model, not a curated record
AUGGAAGCUGAGACUAGUUCUAGCAGCAGCAAGAACAGAGUAAGAAACAAUGACUACGGCUUCAUGGAUACGAUUCUUUCGUGGUCCAUUGAAGAUAUUCUCAAUGAAGAACUCUACAAAACUCAGGUCGAGAGGAUUGAGCUGUCGUUUAAGUCGGUAAAUAAUUACAUUGGAUCUUUCGUAUAUCCGUUAUUGGAAGAAACUCGAGCGCAGCUAUGCUCGAGUAUGGAGGUUUUGCAGAACGCUCCAUUCGCAAAAGUGAACAGCAUUGACAAUGAUAAGAAAUUUGGAAGGAAAUUCUACAAUUUGAACAUUGGGGAAUGGAAAAACAGAUUCACUCUUCGUACUAACGAGCCGUACAGAAUGCUGCCGGGAGAUGUUCUAAUUUUGACAGAUUAUAAACCGGAAACCGUCAAUGGUUUGCAGAGGUUCGCAAGGAUGUGGACUUUUGUUUCAGUAGUCAAAACAAGUGAAGAUGAAGAUUUAAAUCUUAAGGUUAAGGUGAAGGCAUCAAGUGAUAUUGAUCCCAAUGAAUUCAAGUAUAAUAAGUCUCUUUUUCUUGUCUUCUUGACAAAUAUAAGCUCGAAUAGAAGAAUUUGGAAUGCACUUCACAUGGAUGGGAAUUUGAAUUUAGUGAAGCAAGUUUUAACAACAAGCGAAACGGCGGUGAGAAAUAAAGCUCUAUGCUGCUCUGUGAGUGAAAUGUUAAGGGAUGACAGUUCUUUAGAAAGGUUAUUAUCGAAUCUGAAUGAUUACCAAAAGAAAGCGAUUCAUACAUGUCUUUCGGGAAUUCGGUGCAGCUGUACUAAUAACAACUCAAAGAUCAAGCUGAUAUGGGGUCCCCCGGGGACGGGGAAGACUAAAACUUUGGCCACACUCCUCUUUGCUCUGAUGAAAAUGGAAUACAGAGUCCUUGUAUGUGCACCUACCAAUGUUGCCAUAAAAGAAAUCGCUUCACGCGUUGUGAGUAUUGUGAAGGAUUCGGAAUCUCGUGAAACGUUCUGUUCUUUAGGGAGCUUUCUCUUGUUUGGGAAUAAUGAGAGGCUCAAAGUUGAUGGGGAAUUGGUUGAGGAAAUAUAUUUGGAUUAUCGUGUGCAGGAGCUCACAGAAUGCUUUGGAUCUUAUAAAGGUCUGAGUUCCUGCUUACGAGAAAUGUUUUAUUUUCUUGAUGGUUACGAAUUGAAAAGGAAUGAUACUGGAAAGUUUAGAGAAGAGUUUCUGUCCACAGCAUUGCGGCUGAGGCGCUGCAUUUCUAUCUUAUUUACACACGUAAACAUGGACAUUGUGUAUGAAAAAAUCUAUCAAAACUUGGUCUUGUUGAAGAAGGCACUUGAUUCCUUUGAAGAUUUGCUGUUUCGAAAUGGCGAAUACCAAUCAUUGUGCAAAGAGAGAAAUGAAUGCCUAGAGGCUUUAAAAGCCGCGAGAGAUUCACUUGUCAGAUUUCCGUUUACAAAAUCUUUUGAAGCUAAGGCGAUCCGGGAGUCAUGUUUGCAAAAUGCAUCAUUAUUAUUUUGCACUGUUUCUGGCUCCUACAAUCUACAUUCUGUUGCGAUGAAGCCACUCGACAUUUUGGUAAUAGAUGAAGCGGCACAGUUAAAAGAAUGCGAAUCGCUCAUAGCCAUGAAAAUUGAAGGAAUAAGACAUGCUAUCCUUCUUGGUGAUGAAUGUCAACUACCUUCGAUGGUAGAAAGUAGUGUCUCAAGUGAAGUUGGUUUUGGACGAAGCUUAUUUGAGAGACUUAGCAUAUCUCGUCAUCCUAAACAGCUUCUCAGAAUGCAGCACAGGAUGCACCCAGAAAUUAGUUCAUUUCCGAAUUCAUAUUUCUAUUCUAACGAAAUUCUUGACGCUCCAAAUGUCCAAAGAAUUGAAUACAACAAGAAAUAUCUCCCUGGGAAAAUCUUUGGUCCCUAUUCUUUUAUAAAUGUGGCUGGGGGAAGAGAAGAGUAUGUUGCGGCUGGUCGGAGCCGAAAAAAUGUUGCCGAGGUUGCUAUUGUAACGACAAUAGUGAAGAAUCUGCAUAAAUGUUAAUUAUAUCAAUUGUAUAUUUUUGUAAAAAAAAAAAAAAAAUACAAGUUUCCUGUUUCUCCUUAUGUAGCUCAAGUCGCAGCGAUCCAGGAAAAAAUUGGAAAAAUCUAUGACAGCGAUGUUGAGUUUACUGUGAAUGUUAAAUCAAUUGAUGGAUUUCAGGGUGGCGAACAGGAUGUGAUUAUUCUGUCCACUGUUAGAACAAAUAACAGGACGUCUCUCGAUUUUGUUUCGUCUCGGCAGAGGACAAAUGUUGCUCUCACAAGGGCGAGGCAUUGUUUAUGGAUUUUGGGGAACGAGAGGGCCUUGUCACACAAUAAAAAUGUGUGGAAGGAUAUUAUCUCUGAUGUAAAGAAGCGUAACUGUUUCUUCAAUGCUGAAGAGGAUGAAGAAUUCUCUAAAGCCAUUUUGGAUGCAAGAAAAGAUAUGGAUCAAUUUGAUGAUUUGCUUAUGACAAAUAGCAUCUUAUUCAGAAAUUCAAGAUGGAAGGUUAACUUCAGUGACAAGUUUCUCAGAUCGUUUAAGAGGCUGCCGUCAGAGCACUCUAAGAAGUUAGUUAUCAACCUUCUUGAGAGGCUUUCUAAUGGAUUGAGGCCGAACAAGACUCGAGUUCAACUAUUGAACAAUGAUUCAUAUGAGAUUCUGAAAAGUUUCAAAAUUGAAAGCAGAUAUCUGAUCUUCUCAAUCGAAAUAGUCAAGUAUUCGAGUUAUAUGCAGGUUUUGAAGAUAUGGGACAUAUUGCCUCCCAACGAUCUUCAUAAAUUGGCAAAGCGACUUCGAAAUGUAUUUGCAACAUACACUGAUGAUUAUAUCAGUCGGUGCAAAGAGAAAGGUUUUUACAGGCACACUGAGAUUCCUCUAACCUGGCCGCUUUCAACGAACAUUCAAAAAUUAAAGAAUGCCGAUAACAAUAAAGGAAACGAAGGAGAGAAAUUAGUAUCUGUAUGUGAAGAUAGAAAUGAAGCUGAAAUGUCAAAGUAUAAGGAGUGGCUUCUGUUAAUGAAAUACUGUUCCAACAGUGACCAUGAAGCCAUAGAUUUGGAUCUUCUUCCAAUUUCAUUAACAGAAGAACAGCGCAGAGUGAUCUUCUAUCCCCGGAGUACAUUUCUACUUGGACGUUUCGGAACGGGGAAAACAACUGUGUUAACAACUAAGAUGAUUCGGAAUCAAAAACUGCACCAUUCGGUAGUUGAACUUGUAUAUGAAAGAAGCGCGAGUGCACUUGAGAAUUGCGACAAGUCUCAAGAGAUUUGUGCUGAGACAGAGAGGCCAGUUUUGAGGCAGUUAUUUGUGACACUAAGUCCUGAACUAUGUCAGGAGGUGAAAUGCCAUGUCUCUCGGUUUGAAAGGUUGCUUUUUGAAGAGGGAACAUCAGAAGCAAGUAGUUCGUCGGUAAAAGAUAUUCAUUUGCCAGAUUCAUUCCUGAAUGUUCAAUUUAGUUCAUAUCCACUAGUGGUUACAUUUCGCAAAUUCUUGAUGAUGAUGGAUCUGAGUUUGGGUAGAUCUUAUGUAGAGAGGUUCAAGAUCGCUAAGAAUUCUUCUCUUGUCCAAGGUUUAUUUCCAUGGGAGGCUUUCUUAGCAACCAAGGAAGUGACUUACGAAAAGUUUGAUUCCUCCUAUUGGCCGCACUUCAAUGCACAAAAGAUCAAGAACCUUGGUUCUUAUCAAGUGUUCACUGAAAUAAUGACGCAUAUCAAAGGCGGUAUUGAAGCCACAAACACGGGUAAGAUGAGCCGUAAGGACUAUCUCACUCUUUCUGAAAGCAGAAGAUCAAGUUUGAGCGUGCCGAAAAGGGACUUGAUCUAUGAUAUCUUCGAAAACUAUGAGAACAUGAAGAUGAACAAGGGAGAGUUUGAUAUGGCUGAUUUUGUAAGCGACCUACAUAGAAGGUUAAGAUCUUCAAGAUACCAAGGUGAUCUAAUGCACUUUGUAUAUAUUGAUGAGGUGCAGGAUCUUACCAUGUCUCAGAUUGCUUUGUUCAAGCAUAUCUGCCCGAAUGUAGAGGAAGGAUUCAUUUUCUGUGGGGAUACAGCUCAGACAAUCGGACGAGGGAUCGAUUUCAGGUUCCAGGAUGUAAGGGCCCUCUUUUACAACAAGUUUAUGCUUGAAUCAAAUAAAGAGAAGGGUCAUAUUUCAGAUAUGUUCAUGUUAAGUGAGAACUUUCGCAGUAAAGCCGAGGUUCUUAAGUUGGCACAAAGUAUCGUUGAACUUCUCUUCCAUUUCUUCCCCUAUUCGGUGGACAUUUUGAAGGUGGAGACCAGUUUGAUAACUGGGGAAGCCCCCUAUAUACUUUUAGGAAAUUGUAUUGAAACAGUUUUUGGUGAAAAUGGAUAUAAGAAUGUUGAGUUUGGAGCGAAUCAAGCCAUCGUGGUGCGCGAUAAUGAAACUCGAGAGGAAAUCUUACCUCUUGUGGGGAAAAAAGCUCUUGUUUUAACAAUUUUGGAGUGCAAAGGGCUUGAAUUCGAGGAUGUAUUACUAUACAACUUUUUAUCAACUUCACCCUUGAAGAGGCAAUGGGGUGUCAUAUACCAAUUCAUGAAGGAAAAGCAUGUAUUUUGUGCAAGUUUUGAUGAAACCAAGCACAGUGUUUUGUGCUCUGAACUUAAGCAGUUAUAUGUUGCUGUAACGAGGAGUAAGAAUAGAUUGUGGAUAUGUGAAGAUAAAGAAGAAUUUUCAAGACCGAUGAUUGAUUACUGGAAAAAGAAAAGUCUUGUCCAAUUCAUGAACCAACCUAAUGAGGCUUAUUACUCAAAUGGAGCGUGGAAUUAAGGUAUAUUUUUUGGAGGCAAUGAAGCAUUACUCAACUAAUUCACACGAAUGGAUGGAGCGUGGAAUGAAGCUAUAUAAUCAAAAUAAUUAUAGCAUGGCUACCAUGUGUUUUGAAAGAGCCGGGGACGAUUAUUGGUUGAAAAAGUG